AUGUUGGUCAUUGCCAUCUCAGCAUUUUCCAUCAUAUUCAACACCUUUCUUGCAAAGAAGCUUCCUUUGGUAGAAGCUUUAUUGCUUCUGCUUCACGUCAUCGGUAUAAUUGCGAUAAUCGUGCCACUUGUGGUGCUGGCUCCCCGCAGCAGUGCCGAGUCCGUCUUCCUCGAAUUCAACAAUGGCGGGGAAUGGAGCAGUGCAGGGGUUGCAGUGAUGGUUGGGCUCCCUGGAGCGAUUGCUUCUAUGAUAGGCUACGACUGUGCAGUACACAUGGCCGAAGAAAUUAAAGAUGCUUCAAAGACGCUUCCGCAGGCUAUGAUGAGUGCCGUUGCCGUGAACUUUUGUUUAGGACUGGCCAUAAUUCUCACCGUAUGCUUUGCUAUCGGCGAUAUUAAAGAGGUUCUCGCUACUCCUACCGGUUUCCCAUUCAUCCAAAUUUUCUUUAAUACCACCCAAAACUAUGCUGCCACGAAUGCAAUGACCGCGAUUGUCAUUAUUACUUUGGUUGCAAGCACUAUCACCGAAGUAGCAACCGCCUCUAGGCAGACUUGGUCGUUUGCCCGGGAUAGAGGGGUUCCGUUUGCAGAUUUUCUCUCACACGUAUCCCCGGGGUGGAACAUUCCCCUAAAUUCCGUCAUAGUCUCCCUAGUCGUGACUAUUCUACUAUCCAUCAUCAACAUUGGCUCAACUACCGCCCUGAAUGCCAUCACCUCCUUAACAGUCGCGUCACUAAUGAGUGCGUACUUGAUCUCCAUCGGCUGCGUGCUACUCAAACGUGUACGCGGCGAACCACUCCCUUCCCGCCGAUGGUCCCUUGGCAGAUAUGGAGCACUGAUAAACGCGGUGGCCAUGCUCUUCCUUCUCCCAAUAUUUAUUUUUUCUUUCUUCCCGCUGGUCAAGGACGUAAAUGCAACGACUAUGAACUGGAGUUCGGUCAUCUACGUGGGAGUGAUUUCGUUUGCGACCGUUUACUACUUCGUCUAUGGCAGGCACCACUACGUGCCACCAAACGCCCUUGUGAGAAGGCCUUUCAAGCCGUGA
Arthroderma uncinatum is the source of this 1044-nucleotide messenger RNA. RefSeq names its product choline transport protein. Gene Ontology annotation, molecular function: transmembrane transporter activity. The transcript is spliced from 3 exons. Gene Ontology annotation, biological process: transmembrane transport. NCBI's taxonomy places the organism in Eukaryota, Fungi, Ascomycota, Eurotiomycetes, Onygenales, Arthrodermataceae. The record is from RefSeq and is a predicted model, not a curated record. Gene Ontology annotation, cellular component: membrane. Bases 1 to 1044 code for a protein of 347 amino acids.